Molecule: messenger RNA, 1751 nt
Organism: Chrysoperla carnea
Lineage: Eukaryota; Metazoa; Arthropoda; Insecta; Neuroptera; Chrysopidae
Product: glutamate dehydrogenase, mitochondrial-like
Exons: 3
Coding region: 1-1725 (574 amino acids)
Biological process (GO): L-glutamate catabolic process
Cellular component (GO): mitochondrion
Molecular function (GO): L-glutamate dehydrogenase (NAD+) activity
Source: RefSeq, a predicted model, not a curated record
AUGGCAUUUAAUACGAAGUACGGAAAUUUUAGAAGACUUUUAAAAAUUCCCAAUAGUUUUAAUAUUUAUGAUGUAACAAAAAUAGUUAAGCGUAAUAAUGCUCAUUUAAUUGAUUACUCAAUGAAAUCUUUAUACGAGAUUCCAGAGAAUAUUGUAAAUAAUUUUCACGUUGCAAACGCAUCAUUAUGGGAUAAUAUGUUGUACUACUUUCAUAGUGGUGUACAAAUAUCUUAUGGUGAUAUUAUUCAUGAUUUAAGACAAGUACAUCCACAACUAAAUGAAUUCAAAGCAACUAAAACUAUUGAAUCAAUUAUAAAAUUAUUGAGUUCAUGUAAAAAUGUUAUUGAAUUUACUUAUCCAGUUGAAAAAGAAAAUGGAAAAAUUGAUGUAAUUAACGCGUACCGUGUUCAACAUACAUUGUACAAGGAGCCAUGUAUUGGUGGAGUUCGACUUUCUGAAAAACUGAGUGUUGCCGAUUUAAAAGGCUUGGCAGCAUUGAUAACAUUUCAAAAUUCAAAUUUAAAUUUACCAUUUGGUGGUUCUUUUGGUGGCAUUGCAAUAAACCCGUCAAAUUAUUGUACACGUGAUUUACGACGAAUUGUAACAACAUACGCUAUUGAAUGUGCAAAACAUGGUUUUCUAGAUCCAGCAAAAGAUGUAUUUCAACCUGAUUUGAAUCUUACUUCACGUGAAAUGAGUUGGAUGACAGAUUCAUUUCAACAAACACUUGGCCAUAAUAAUGUUAAUUCAUAUGCUGCCGUAUUAGGAAAACCAAUGAAUCGUAAAGGUUUACAAAAUUAUAAUGAAGCUGCUGCUUAUGCUGUAUAUUUUACAAUCAGUAAUUUAUUAAUGGAUAAUGAAAAGAUGUCCGUAUUAAAUUUGACACCAAAUUGGUCCGAUAAAACAUACGUAAUACAUGGAUUUGGACGAGUAGGUCAAAGUAUUGCACAAUGUUUUUACAACACAGGUGCAAAAUGUGUUGGAAUACAAGAACGGGAUGGUGUUGCAAUUUUUAAUUCUGAAGGAUUGAAUAUACCGAAUUUAAUACAACAUUAUAAAGAACAUAAAAGUAUAUUAGAUUUUUCGGAUGCACAGGAAUACCAAUCGGAUGUUAUUGGAUAUUGUGCUGAUAUAUUGGUGUUAGCUGGUCCUCAUAAAACUGUUCAUUGUUUCAAUGUGCAGUCGAUCACAUCGAAAAUUAUUGUAGAGGCAGCAUUCUGUGCAAUUACACCCACAGCACAUAAAACAUUAAUGUCAAAGAACGCUAUAAUUUUGCCAGAUAUUCAAGUGGCUACUGGAUGCCAAAUUGCUGCUUAUAUGGAAUAUUUGAAAAAUAUUAAUCACAUUUCAUUUGGACAAAUUGGCAAAGAGCCUGUACGUUCACCUGACUUAAUAAAUGAAGAGGAAAUGCAGAGUGUAAUUGCUGAAGCAACUGGCGAAACGAUAAUAUCUCCAGAAGAUGUUGUUACUGAUAACGUUCAAAAUUUUAAUAAAUUAAAUAAAAUGAGAUUGAAUUGUGAUUUUAAUGAAGGUGAAAUUGUAAAAAAUGUUAUUGAAACCAAUAUUAUUCGUACAAUUGAAGAGACUAAUGAAACCUGUGAAAAGUAUGGUUUGGGUAUGGAUUUGAGGAUGGCAUGUUACGUAAGUGCAAUUAAACGAAUUGUUAAUGCUUACAUUGACACGGGUAAAUUUGAUAACUUCUUUUAUGAUGAACUUAAACAUUAGUCUAAUAUUAAACUCUUCUCAAUUAU